This is a messenger RNA of Closterium sp. Naga37s-1, 1818 nucleotides long. Lineage: Eukaryota; Viridiplantae; Streptophyta; Zygnematophyceae; Desmidiales; Closteriaceae. The record is from the annotation of a GenBank genome assembly.
AUGAUCUUGGGAGGCUCUGGCGUGCUUAGUUAUGAUGCUCGAGAAUCGAACGUUCGGAAACUCGAAGAGCGGGUGGAAACAUUGUCCACUGUCAUAGAUGAGCUGACAGACGAUAAUAUUACGCUUCAUCUGCGGGCCCACGCGCCCUCCCUUCCCCCCCUCACGCGCCCUCCCUUCCCGUCGCCCACGCUCCCUCUCUUCCCCCCCGCCCACGCGCCUUCCCUCCCCCUCGCCCACGCUCCCUCCCUCCCCUUCGCCCACGCGCCCUCGACUCUUCCCCUCGCACACUGCCCUCCCUUCGCGUCCCCCACGCGCCCUCCCUUCCCGUCGCUCACGCGCCCUCUCCUCCAACGAGAACGGGGACUUCCCGUGCCUUGCACCUCCCCUUCCUCCAGCCGCGCCUUAGCUCAGGAGUACACAACCAAGGGCGGAUCGCACACCCUUUCUCGCACGCUGCAAUCCCCUUCCGCGCACGGUGUCACUCCCAUUCCCCCACGGGAAUACUCCCCUUCCCCCACGCUUCCACUCCCCAUCCCCCACCCUUUCACACCCCUUCCACCGCGGUUUCACUCCCCCUCCCACACGGUUCCACACCCCUUCCACCACAGUCUCACUCCCCCUCCCCCACGGUUCCACACCCCUUCCACCACAGUUUCACUCACCCUCCCCCACGGUUCCACAACCCUUCCACCACGGUUUCACUCCCCCUCCCACACGGUUCCACACCCCUUCCACCACGGUUUCACUCACCCUCCCCCACGGUUCCACCCCCCUUCCACCACGGUUUCACUCCCCCUCCCCCACGGUUCCACACCCCUUCCUCCACGGUUUCACUCCCCCCCCUCCCCUUCCCCCAUUCCCUCCCCUGCACGCUGCCAUCUCCCCUCCCCCCCCUUCACGCUCGCAUUCCCUCCCCUGCACGCUGCCAUCUCCUCCCCCUCUUUCUCGCUUCCAAUCCCUCCCCAUCACGUAUCCACUCCCUCCCCCUCACCUUUCCAUUCCCUCCCCCUCCCGCUUUCAUCCCCUUCCCCUCACGCUUCCAUUCCUUCACCCUCACGCUUCCAUUCCUUACCCCUCAAGCUUCCAUUCCUUCCCCUCACGCUUCAUGUCCCUCCUAUGCACGCUUUUUUCCUCCCUCCUCCCCUCACGCUUCAGUUCCAUCCCCCUCAGCCGUGGCCCCCCCUCCCCUUCCGUUCCCUUUUCGGUUGUGCUCAUCCUCCCCCAUCCAUCCCCGAACCAGUCUCCUUCCCUUCUCGCUUUUCUCUUCCCUUCCCUUCCAUACCAUUCAUAGCCAUGCCCUUUCCCCGCUUUCCCACCCCUUCACUCCCCCUCCGUUACUAUCCCUUCCUCCUCCAUCCUCUGCUUACCUUGCCAUUCCCUUCCCAUCCUAUGAUUCCCAUUCCCUUCCCUUGCUUCGGGUGCCCUUACCUUCAUUAUGUCUCCUUCCCUUCCUUUCCCUUCCGUUUCUUCUGCUGCCCUUUCCUAUCCUUCGUCUCCUUCCCAUCCUUUCCUCUCCCUCCCCUUCCGUUCCCUAUGCAUCUAGUGUUCAUCCACUCCUAUCCUUUCCAAUCCGUAACCCAAUACUUCCUUACAUUCAGCCAACCCUUCCACGCCUAUCCCUUCCCGGCCCAUUCCCUGCUUACCCUGCCAUGCCCUCACAACAUGUCCGUUCCAGUGCCUUCCCUUGCUUCGAGUUCCCUAUCCUUCCCUUUGUCCCCUUCCCUUCCCUUCCCACCCCCACACGCUGCCAUUCCCUCCCCCGCUCGUUGCCAUUCCCUCCCCCUCAUGCCGCUGGGUUUUUUAUUCCACACUCCUUAG